CGCUGCAAGCGUAGCUGUCACUCGACGACCGACAGCCGAGCGGAGGUGUCGCAGUGGCUGGUUCUCGUGCAGGGUGGCUUGGUAGCACAGUGCGUGUGUGUGUGUGUGUGGGUGCGCGCGCGUACACGCUUAACCGCGAACGAAUGCAGUAUAAUGUCCGCGUACGUGUCCGUUAAAAGUUUCCAGGAUCACCGAAUAACCAGUGCACCGACAUAGUGAUCGUUAAUCGUAGUCGCGAGUGUUUUCGUGACUUAAGUCGAUUUCUGUCAAGUGUAGGCGUCCGCCAUCAACUGUCAUCGUCGUGUUUCGAUCAGUUCAGCACGUUUGUCAGAAAAUAUAGGAAGUAGUUCGACCUAGGUUUCGAAGAGAAACGAGGAGGAAAAAGAAAUAGUGAAUCACCAGCACCGCCGCCGUCGUGAUCCGACGCUGAAUUAAAAACAGAAGGAAAAUGUCGUCGGUAAAGGUGGCGGUGAGGGUACGGCCCUUCAACAAUCGAGAGAUCUCCCGCGAGGCACAAUGCAUCAUCGAAAUGACCGGCAGCACCACUUCGAUAUUGAAUCCGAAAGCACCACCGGGCACCAAAGAUGCAAUCAAAAGCUUCAACUACGAUUAUUCCUAUUUUUCCAUGGACCCAAACGACAUAAAUUAUUCUUCACAACUGAUGGUCUACAAGGAUAUCGGCGAAGAGAUGUUAGAACACGCCUUCGAAGGUUACAACGUGUGCAUAUUCGCGUACGGGCAAACAGGCGCCGGCAAGUCUUACACAAUGAUGGGCAAGCAAGAAGAAGGUCAAGAGGGGAUAAUCCCUCAAAUUUGCAAGGACCUCUUUAGAAAAAUCAGUCGCAAUUCAAACGAGUGCCUGAAAUAUUCGGUUGAAGUUAGUUACAUGGAGAUCUACUGUGAAAGGGUGCGAGAUCUCUUGAAUCCCAAGAAUAAAGGAAACCUCCGAGUACGAGAGCAUCCUCUCCUCGGACCGUACGUCGAAGAUUUGUCAAAAUUAGCGGUGAUGUCUUACCAGGACAUCCACGACCUCAUCGACGAAGGCAACAAAGCGAGAACGGUUGCCGCCACAAACAUGAACGAGACGUCAAGUAGAUCUCACGCGGUGUUUACGAUAUUUUUCACACAACAGAAACAAGACUCAGCUACCGGAUUAGUGACGGAAAAAGUCAGCAAAAUUUCGCUUGUUGAUUUGGCAGGCUCUGAAAGGGCUGACUCUACCGGUGCGAAAGGUACCAGGUUAAAGGAGGGUGCUAACAUCAAUAAAAGCUUGACUACCCUUGGAAAGGUCAUCAGUGCCCUGGCUGAAAUCGCGGCUACCAAAAAGAAGAAGAAGGCUGACUUCAUCCCGUACAGAGACUCCGUUCUAACAUGGCUUCUGCGAGAGAACCUAGGAGGAAACUCUAAAACAGCAAUGAUCGCGGCAGUGAGUCCCGCAGACAUCAAUUACGACGAAACCCUCUCUACUCUACGAUACGCCGACAGAGCGAAGCAAAUUGUUUGCAAGGCUGUCGUCAACGAGGACGCGAACGCGAAGCUUAUUCGGGAGCUCAAAGAAGAGAUUCAGAAACUGCGGGAGCUACUCAAACAAGAGGGUAUUGAUGUUCAAGAAGGAGACGAAAUCGUCAGAGCAACCAAACGCGAGGACGAUGUGAAGGAAACUCGAGCCAGGAUCCCGUCUCAUACAACGUCCACCAUUGCUGAAGAAGCGGUGGAUCAGUUGCAAGCUUCAGAGAAACUGAUAGCCGAACUCAAUGAAACCUGGGAAGAGAAGCUGAAGCGAACCGAGGUGAUUCGCCUCCAACGCGAGGCAGUGUUCGCCGAGAUGGGUGUCGCCGUAAAAGAGGACGGCGUGACAGUCGGUGUCUUCUCCCCGAAAAAGACUCCUCACUUGGUGAACCUGAACGAAGAUCCCCUCAUGUCUGAAUGUCUGAUCUACUACAUCAAAGAUGGCUUCACACGCAUCGGUAGCGCUGAAGCAAACAUUCCUCAAGACAUUCAGCUCUGUGGUCCACAUAUACUGAGCGAACACUGCGUCUUCGAGAACCACGAAGGAAUUAUCACGUUGAUGCCGAAGAAGGGUGCUUUGAUCUACGUGAACGGACGCGAAGUCACUGAACCCGUAGUUCUGAAGACUGGCUCGCGCGUGAUUUUAGGGAAGAAUCAUGUAUUCAGAUUCAAUCAUCCUGAUCAAGUCCGAGAACGGAGAGAAAAAGGAUCUCCCGCGGAGACUCCCGGAAACGGAGAGACAGUCGACUGGAAUUUCGCACAGAUCGAGUUGCUGGAGAAACAGGGAAUCGAUCUGAAGGCUGAAAUGGAGAAGCGGUUGUUGGUUCUUGAAGAACAGUUCCGUAAAGAGAAGGAAGAGGCGGAUCAGCUGUUCGAAGAACAGAGAAAGAGCUAUGAAGCUCGAAUAGACGCCCUGCAGAGACAAGUUGAAGAACAAAGCAUGACAAUGUCGAUGUACAGCAGUUACACCCCUGAAGACUUCAACAACAUCGAGGAGGACAUCUUUGUCAACCCAUUGUUUGACGCAGAGAGCAACUGGACCGAGAGAGAGUUCCAGCUGGCCGCUUGGGCCUUCCGCAAAUGGAAAUAUCAUCAAUUCACAAGUCUUCGGGAUGAUCUCUGGGGCAACGCUAUAUUCCUCAAAGAAGCUAAUGCUAUUUCUGUCGAACUCAAAAAGAAGGUGCAAUUCCAAUUCACUUUGCUCACGGACACACUUUAUUCACCGCUUCCUCCGGAUCUCUUGCCGACUGUAGAUGAAGACGAAGAAGAAGAACGACCGUUCCCGCGCACGAUAGUCGCCGUCGAAGUCCAAGACACGAAGAACGGCGCCACACAUUAUUGGACCCUCGAUAAAUUAAGACAGCGCUUGGAGCUGAUGCGCCACGUGUACAACGAGGACUCGAGCCCCAGCACUCCGGAGGCCAAAGAGGAUAUUUUCCAAUGUCUAACGGCCUACUCUAAUCCGAAGUUCUCGCUCGCAAAUCUUUUGCCUUCGAGACAAAGACUUGAACUGAUGCGAGAAAUGUAUCAUAACGAAGCUGAACUGUCUCCUACCUCUCCGGAUUUCAAUAUCGAAUCCAUUACUGGAGGUGAUCCAUUCUACGACCGUUUCCCAUGGUUCCGAAUGGUUGGCAGGUCUUUCGUGUAUCUCAGCAAUCUCAUGUACCCAGUACCAUUGAUCCACAAAGUAGCGAUAGUCAACGAAAAAGGAGACGUGAAAGGUUAUUUGCGUGUAGCGGUACAAGCCGUGGUUGAAGAGGAAAACAGCGAAUACUCAAGUGGCGUCAGACAGUCCGCUAGAAUCUCCUUCGAGGACGACCUCUUUGGCAACCAGAAGCAGAACAAACGUAACACAUUAUUGACCCAAACUCUCGAGAAGAAUCGACAAAUCCUCCUGCACGAAGAACGCGUCGUAGAAGGCCACAACGAGCAGAAGGACACAAAGGAAGAAGACGAUAUUGGCGAUGCUGACAGUGGCAGAGGCGAUAGUUCGGUUUCCAGCGACAUGAAGGAGGAGGAUCUACCGGAUCAUUUGUUACUCGGCUCUGAAUUCACGUUUAGGGUAACUGUACUGCAAGCGAUGGGUAUCUCCACCGAAUACGCCGACAUCUUCUGUCAAUUCAAUUUCUUGCAUCGACACGAUGAAGCAUUUUCAACGGAACCGGUGAAAAACACAGGAAAAGGAAACCCACCUGGAUUUUAUCAUGUGCAAAAUAUCACCGUCACGGUAACAAAAUCAUUCCUGGAAUACCUCAAAACUCAACCCAUCGUGUUCGAGGUAUUCGGCCACUACCAGCAGCAUCCUCUACACAAGGACGCCAAACUGGAAUACAGCGUACGACAACCACCGAAGAGGAUGCUUCCUCCAUCGAUACCGAUCAGCCAACCCGUACGUUCCCCGAAAUUCGGAAGCGUUCUGCCAUCGCCUAGCACGUCCCACGUGCACGCCAAGUACGACGUGUUAGUAUGGUUCGAAAUUUGCGAGUUAGCACCGAACGGCGAGUACGUGCCAUCUGUGGUGGACCACAGCGACGAUCUGCCGUGCCGUGGACUCUUCCUGUUGCACCAGGGUAUUCAGCGUCGCAUCCGAAUCACUAUCGUUCAUGAGCCAGCGUCCGAAUUACGAUGGAAGGAUGUGAGGGAGUUGGUCGUAGGGCGUAUCAGGAACACACCGGAACCAGAGGAAGAGGACAACGACUCGUCGGUGCUCUCCUUGGGUCUGUUCCCUGGAGAAUACUUGGAGGUGCCCGGAGACGAUAGGUGCAUGUUCAGAUUCGAGGCUGCGUGGGACAGCUCUCUUCACAACUCGGCCUUACUUAACAGAGUGACAGCGUAUGGAGAACAAAUAUUCAUGACCAUCUCUGCGUAUCUUGAACUGGAGAAUUGUGGACGACCAGCAAUCAUUACCAAAGAUCUAAGCAUGAUCAUUUAUGGCAGGGACGCUAGAGUAGGACCACGUUCCCUGAAACAUCUCUUCAGCGGAAGCUACCGCAAUCAAGAAGCUAAUAGACUCAGCGGCGUUUACGAGCUGGUGCUGCGUCGUUCUUCGGAAGCAGGUAGCCCAGGUGUUCAAAGGCGACAGCGCCGUGUGUUGGAUACAAGCUCCACGUACGUGAGAGGGGAAGAGAAUCUUCAUGGAUGGAGACCUCGAGGAGAUAGCUUGAUAUUUGAUCACCAGUGGGAACUGGAGAAGCUGACGAGAUUAGAGGAAGUAGAGAGAGUGAGACACACGUUAUUGUUGCGAGAGAAGCUUGGCAUAGACAAGGUUUCGUUCUGCAAUAAAAUAUCACACGAUUUCACCAAGAGCGAAAAGGAAGUUUGCAAUAUGAUGGCAAAAGCAACAAACGAACCGCAUGCCAGCCCAGUCAAACUAAAGCGUUCAACGAGUAAAGACGUGUAUGAGCCAUGGGAGAUGACUGAGAGGGAAAGAGAAUUAGCCACGAAAUAUAUUAAGCUAAUUCAAGGUCGAAUUCCGAAUAAAGAACCUAUACUACUUUCUGACGUUUCACCGGGAGAAGACACUAUGGCUGACAUGUCGACAUCCAUGAUGUCUUCGGUGAUAUCGUCCUCGUCCCAAGAGUCAGUAUACGAGAGAGCUAGUGAUUACUUAGAGCAGGCUGCUGGUAUAAUAGUAUGGAGCAGGUCUAAGUCGUGCAUCCUUAGGUUGAGUUCACCGGAGAGGGCUAGACUGCAGGAACUGCAGGAGAGCAUAUUAGCAAGCGAAUCUGCCAACCAAACGUGUACCGUAGCGCCCGCUCCGUUAGGUUCAUCUUCCCCAUCCAAAGAGAAUCUGGUGCUCUACGUGCCGGAAGUCGAAGAAAUUCGCAUUAGUCCGGUUAUCGCUAGAAAAGGUUAUCUAAAUGUUCUCGAACACAAGACCAACGGUUGGAAGAAACGCUGGGUUGCUGUACGACGACCCUACGUUUUAAUCUUCCGAGAAGAAAAAGAUCCAGUUGAGAGGGCUCUUAUCAAUUUAGCUACUGCUCAAGUUGAAUACUCUGAAGAUCAAUUAGCUAUGGUGAAAGUACCAAAUACUUUCAGUGUUGUUACAAAACACCGAGGGUAUUUGCUGCAAACUUUAGGGGAUAAAGAGGUUUACGACUGGUUAUAUGCAAUUAAUCCUUUACUCGCUGGUCAAAUCAGGUCAAAAUUAGCGCGCAAAGGACCCACAGCUACGAACCUGAUUAACGCAUCGCCAGUUGGUCUAGCUCCACCGAUAGAUCAACAGUCGAACCAAAAUAAGUGAGUGGUCGACUCGUUGGCCGAGGUAACAAGCGUCAUUACGAAAGCCUCCGAGAAAAUGCUAUGCUGGUCGCACUCGGCCUUCAAGUCCCAUGAUCUUUAUAGCUUUCGAUUUUCGGUAGUCUUCGAUUAUUAAACGGCUCGGGAAAGCGUAUUAUUGAUCGGUUACUAGCUUCAAUGGCCGCCGAUUAAUAUGUCGCCACGUCUAAUUUAAUGACCAUCAACCCUUUUAUGCCUGACGACCGAACAGAGAAACGCUAACAAUACGAAGCGUUCGUAUUUCGAAACGAGUCGACAAAAAAAUUGAACGCAUUUAUAAAACUAAUUACUUUCCGUAAUCGCGAACUCCGAUGACAGAGUCUCUCCGUUCGUUUCGUAGCCUGAAACGUGUUCAAACGUUGACGAGACUAAUGGAGCCCGCGAUUCUCACUCUUACAAUAUGUAUAUUCAAAUUUCUCGAUAUUAGUCGGUCGUGCGAAGCGUGGAACGCGUAAGGCGAAAAGGAACGUAUUUAUGCCUAAAUAAAACAUUCCUAAGACGAUCAUAGAGGACUACGGCAAGAGAUACACAUUGUUAGGUAUAAUUACAUAAAAAAGAGAAGAUGAUGGCGCGCGAGGAAGUAAGAAAGAGAGGGAGAGAACGGAAAGGGAGGGAGCAGUAGCGAGAUUAUGAAUUUCUGUGUGUUCAUGCCUGGAAAAUUCUAUACCCAAUCUGUGGGUAUGGAUUGCGGAUUAUUUCGAACGAAUUGUAAACACGGUAAUCGUUGAAUAAUUGUUAGCGAUUUGUUUGAUAAUCCUUUAGUCCUUUGUUUCGUGUUGCGUAACGUUAUACGCCUCGAAGAACGAAUACUUGACUAAGUAGGAUUAUUGAAGCCACAGUUGGUUUCGUGACUCGAAUUUCUAUUCUUACUGUAGAUCAGUAUUCGAACAAGGAAACGGGUUUCGGUUUCAAGGGAAUAUUUUUACAACUUAGGAAUAGAUUACAGUAUUAUUUAUUAUAAGUUUCUAGGACAGGGUUUUCUAAAAUCUUGUGGGCCGCAAUUAUUAAUUGGGACUUUUGUGUUACUUUUUAGAAUUCUACAUUUUUUAAAUUCAAAAGUGCUGAGAGAAACUUGGGAAUUUGAAAUUUAAGAAUUUAGAAUUUUGAAAAUCUUUUAAUAUUAGAAUUUGAAAAUUUGUGAAUUUAGGUGUUUGGAGAUUUUAUCUCAAAAGAAAUAUGAAAACUUUUUACAUUUUAAUAUUUAACACUUCCUCAAUGGGUCCACAUUUUGGGAAUCUUUAUUCUAGAAUGUUUCUUAAUGCAAACAUGUAUCUUAUUGUUAGUUUGGUUAAUUUGAAGUGUCCAUUUUUUAAAUUAACUUAUUUCAACAUAUACCAAAGAUUCGAGAGAAACGAUUACCAGGUAUCUACCGGAUACCAGAGUAGAUAAACUUGCAAGUUUCGAGGCGGUUUAUUUUCUCGGUCAUUUUAUAUGCGGUGGCCUACAAUAUGUAUGCCCCGCUCCUGUUACCGUUUUUGCUUACUAACUGUUGUAGAAUAUGAUAGUUUUAUUUUGUUAAUGACACGUAUCGGGAAAGAACGAGACCGUAAUAAUCUGAUAAGUUGUACGCACUCGGCGUUUAACCCUUUGAAGCAAAUAUUCAGACAAAACAAUUGGACGAGAAAUUAGUAAUUUCUUUACUACUUUUAAUAUAUAAUAUUUAUCUUGUAGUAUUUAUUGUAGUUAGUUAAAUUUUGUAUAUUAUUAAUUUUGUCUUAUGUUAUGUACUUGUAACCAUAGUAUCCAGAUUCGUGAUUGUACCCCAUCGUUCAGGCUACCACGGCUAUAUCGUGAUUAUUCAUAAUUGUAAAUUGGAAUUGUCAUUGCAUUUACUUAACAUUGCCAAGUGCAUAUUGUAUUUAAUGACCGCAAGUUUUCGCGUGGAUAGUUGCUAUACGAUUCAAAGUACAACUAUUAUUUACCAUUGUAUUACAGGGGUAAUUUAAUUUUAUAUUUUAUUCAUAUUGUUACUUAAAUUCUCUUAUUGAAAUAAAUAGUAAUUGGUGUUGCAGAAUAAUGAGAAACAGUAUAUAAUACUAUUAUGAGAAUAUUAAUUAUUUUGUUAAGAUUUGUUUCACCAUGAGAAAUAAUUUAUAAUUACAUUUAAUUCAUUGAUUUUGUGUAAGGGAAUAGAAAUCUGAUUAUCAGAUUCAUGAUCUCUUUGGAAUAAAAAAGAGUGCAAUAUGGGUUGAUAUUUAAAUAGAUUUCUCAUCCUUUGAUCUAUGAAACUAUGCAAUAUUAUUUAGCCUUAAUUAUUUAUUUAUCAAGAAAUAACUCAGCUAUAGUAUUGCUAGAUUGUUAUUCGUGUUUAAUAAUGUACCAAAAAGACUCCAAAUCCUAUUGAAACAUAGGGGUGGAAAAAUCCAUGUAAGAUAAAUAUAAGAGGUUAAUAUAAGAAUUAUAAUAUUCAUAACUACCGACAAAAGGCACAUUAAACAUGUGAACUGAACGAUAUAAGAGGUAUACUCUCUGUGCAUUGAUAUUUUCUAAGAUGUUUAUUGUAUAUCUAUAAAAUAAUUGUACUUUAACAAAUAUAGAAUUAAACUGAAGACUUACGAGAUGCGCUUUUACACGAUAAAACAAAAAUAAUCUAUGCAUAAUCAAAUUGUUCAUUUUUUUUAAUGCAUAAGAAAGAAACUUAAAAAAAUAAUACAAGCGCAUAAUACAUUUAUCGAACUUACAAUAGUAUUUACAUUUUCCAUCGUAUUAGUUAUUAUUUAGUUCUUGUACUAAUAAUGAACAGAGUAAGCAACACGAAGCAAAAAGAAACGUUGCUUCAGGGGGUUAAAGUCUUAAUUUAUUAUUAUAGAAAAGGACGAAGAAAUUGGAAAGUAAGGGGGAGUAAAGUUAAGGAGACACGAAAGUGAAUGGAAACAAAGAAAAAUGAUACGAGCGUUGCAGAUGAAAAAAAAAUGCAAAGCGUCAUUGGUAAGAUUAAUAAUCAUUGUUGUUAUUAGGAGUCAAAAUACAGAAUUAAAGAGAGAUAAAGGAGGAAGUAAAAGGGAGAGAAUGAAUUAGUGCUUGUGCACUGUGAGAGAGUGAGUGCGAAAGGGACAGUGCGAAAGGCAUGUUUGCUUAUAUAUAUAUCUUAUACAGAUAAAGUAUAUUAUAUAAAUAUAUAAAUAAAUUUAAUAUUAACGUAACAAUUUUGUCAAGUGUCGAAGAUCAUUCGAAGGCGUACGAAGAAUGGCUAACGAUGAUUUAAUCUGUACCAAGUAUGUAAGUUCAUGUACUUGUUUGUAAGGUAACUAAAAAUCUAUUGCAAAAACAUUUUCGUUUUUGAUCGUUUGCUAUGAGAAACAUGCAUCGAUGCUGUAACUUGUAUUAAUUAUUAUUAUUAUAAUUAUUCGAUUUUUCGCUAGACUCACUGUAAGUGGUAACGUGUAAUAAAUCGGUCAAUAAAAAGCUUACAUGCUUAA
Messenger RNA from Megachile rotundata (alfalfa leafcutting bee), 9209 nucleotides. It is a transcript of the gene unc-104, whose product is annotated as kinesin family member unc-104. NCBI's taxonomy places the organism in Eukaryota, Metazoa, Arthropoda, Insecta, Hymenoptera, Megachilidae. Gene Ontology annotation, molecular function: microtubule binding; ATP binding; microtubule motor activity. The record is from RefSeq and is a predicted model, not a curated record. Gene Ontology annotation, biological process: microtubule-based movement.